This is a messenger RNA of Hydractinia symbiolongicarpus, 772 nucleotides long. Its product is annotated as cytosolic sulfotransferase 3-like. The transcript has a single exon. The record is from RefSeq and is a predicted model, not a curated record. Gene Ontology annotation, molecular function: sulfotransferase activity. Gene Ontology annotation, cellular component: cytoplasm. The coding region runs from base 230 to 772 and encodes 180 amino acids. Lineage: Eukaryota; Metazoa; Cnidaria; Hydrozoa; Anthoathecata; Hydractiniidae. Gene Ontology annotation, biological process: sulfation.
UGUUGACAAUAAUGUCAUCAAAUAAAGCCGUAAAUUUAAAAACUUUACUAAACUAAACUAAGCUUAAGAUAUUGGAUCUAAUAAAGUAAUCUUAGGUCCAAUGUCUUAGUUCGUUGUGAACAAUGAAAGGUGAACUUUGACAAGUUCGACUACUACCUCUCAUUAUUUCAUUUUUGCAAGCACCUAAUCUUUAUGAAAUAUAGCACCUGUUGUUUUGAUUUCUGUUACUAUGAUUUCAAUAGAGCCUUGUACUGACGAUUUCCCAAAGGUGAGGGACCAAAAAAUUGCAACAGAUGGAGUAAACUCUAUAACAGUUGGUAAUUAUUUUCCUCCCACCUAUUUGGAGCUAAUACAUAAUAUGGAAUUGAAAGAAACAGACAUCUUACUGGCAACAUAUCCAAGAUCAGGAACAACAAUAACAAGGAGAUUGUUGUUGGUAAUGAUGUAUGGAGCUGAUUCAGUGCUUAAAAUUAAUAUUAAAGAAAUGGAGGAAAUGUCUCCUUUUAUAGAACUGAAAAAAGAUGAAACAGGAUACUUUGGCUACCACGCUGCAAAAGCAUUGGAAGAUGCUCCUCGCCGCCUAUUAAAAACGCAUUUACCAUUUUGGGUGGCACCUAAGUCGACAAAGGCAAAAAAGAUUAUUGUUGCACGAGAUGCGAAACAAAAACCCAAGAGAUAUACAACACGCUCGAGUUUGAGACGUUUUACAGAAUGUUUGUAUCGGAUUCUACUCUUUGGGGAGAUUGGUAUCAGUGGUAUAGAUGUUGGCUGA